Messenger RNA from Bombina bombina (fire-bellied toad), 7278 nucleotides. It is a transcript of the gene ATAD5, whose product is annotated as ATPase family AAA domain containing 5. The transcript is spliced from 22 exons. NCBI's taxonomy places the organism in Eukaryota, Metazoa, Chordata, Amphibia, Anura, Bombinatoridae. Gene Ontology annotation, cellular component: nucleus. Gene Ontology annotation, molecular function: ATP binding; DNA binding; ATP hydrolysis activity. The record is from RefSeq and is a predicted model, not a curated record. Bases 154 to 5340 code for a protein of 1728 amino acids.
CCAAAAGGAAUAUUCGGUUUUGUUCUUGUUUCAGGGUUUCCAAUGCCUUCUAGUCUGAGUCUUAUAGUAAUGGACUGCUUUUUUCUGAGGUAAGCGUUCUGACCUCAGGACAGCCCGAGUUAAACCGGCUGGCUCGCAUGCGACCGUUUGACGAUGGCUGGGGUUCUCACUAUGUCUGCAACGGUAGAGGAUUAUAAUAUCCCGCCAUGCAAGAAAUUGAGGAAAGAUGAAGAUCCUCCAAGCAAAACAAUCACCAACUAUUUUUCGCCAGUCUCAAGGAAUACAGAGAAAGUAUUUUCAUCUCCUAGGUCAAGCAACAUUACAGAUUAUUUUAAAAAGACAUCUCCUGCAAGUUACAAAGAAAAGACAACAUCUAGUAAGAUAAAGUGUAAUGUUGAUAAACAGACAGAAGCAAUCAAUGAAAUACAAUUAUCUCCAACCCUUGGGUCUUCAAAGGCAGCAAGCAAACUUAAAAAACGGGGAAAAAGAAUUAAUUUAAGUAGGAGGUUAAGUGACUUAAACCAAAAAAGUGAAACUGAUGUCACUGGUGAAAUUGACGACAAUGAAAAAGAUACAGUCGAGGAUAUUCAUGAGAUAACUAGUUUUAUGGGUAGUGAUACUGCUGCCUUGCUUGCAGAGAUUUGUAGCAAUAAAGAGGAUCUGGACAAUCAAGAGUAUCCUGAAAAAUCAAUUUCCCAAACUGAAGAUAGAAUGGCUAAAAAAUCUCAAACUGAUAAAAAAAAUUGCUCAAAAAGAAGGAAACGCAAGCGAGAUCAAGAUACAGAAGUGCACACAAAUAUUGAAAUAAAUGAGGAAAUCGAAGACCCUGGUACUUUUUUAGAAAGCAAGAGUACACUUGGUGACUCAAGUUUGGAUGUAAAUGUAGGCGAAUCAUCUUGUGGAAAUGAUAGUGUAGAAAUUGUAUCAUUUGAAGAUUUUGUGAAAAGUCGUGAAGAAAAGGAUGCUGAUGACGAUGUACCUGAGUGUUCGUUUAAAACAGAUAACCAGGAAAAUGCUGCUUCUGAGCUGAGUAAUAAAGAUUAUUCACAAGAACCAUCACCUAAAACUGUGACUGUGCAUGCACAAGUUCAUUUAUCACCUCCACUUCAUAAUUCCUUUUUACAAAAGGAUACAGCUCCCAAAAAGAUUGCUGCAAUCUUCAUAAAGAAGAAAGAUGAAAAAAAAAUAGUAGAAAUUUCAUCCAUUGUGCAGGAACCAGGAGAUCAAAUUAUUCAGAAAAGAAAAUCAAAUGUAGUUAUUUCAGAAGAUGAGUUGGAAUUAGCUGUACUUGAAACAGAAAAUGUUGAAACUGUCAAACAUAAGAGUACCACAGAAGAAAGGCAACAGUUUAUGAAAGCAUUUAAACAACCAACGGACGUGGUAAAAAAUGGAGGAAAGAAGUGUCUUUCUAAACAGAAGGACUCGCAUGACCAAUCUAAAGAAGUUGGUCAUGGGCCAUGUACAGAUCUUUCUGAAGAAUCAUCUGUAACUCUUGUGAAUGAAGAAUCUCAGGAAAUUUUUAAAGAAUGUAAACCAGGAAAAGCUAAGAAAUUAAAGAGAACGGUGAAAGAGCAGCAAACUGCAAAUCUAAACACUCCCAUAGAGAAAAGCAGAAAUAGAAAAAACUCGAAACCACCCAAAAACUCGGAGAGAUGUAAACCGCUAAACACCAAUGAUAAGGAAGUAUCAGAACCACCUGUGACUAGUGUUAGUCCUGGUUUAAGGAGGAGCUCUAGAUACCAGAAAUCGGAAAAUUCAGCUGGAAAAUCAGCAGCAAAAUGUGUUUCUAAUAUUGAGGAUCCAGUACAAAUGUCAACACCCAAAGUGAAAACGUCUUCCAGAAAAAAUGAUAUUUACAGAGUUGAAGUCCUAUCUAAUUCUCCUGAAGUACAAAGCCCAAUAAGAAUGAGAUUUACAAGACUAAGUGCCAGACGUCGAGGAAGACCUAGUUCUUUAUUGGAAGGUGAAGUGUUUACUCCUAGAAGUACAAAGGACACAGGCAGCACCAAGAAAAUAAAGAAAGCUAAACAGCUCAUUGAGAAAGCAAAGGCCAUUCAACAAAAUAUAUCAAAGACUGAGACUCCUAAGCGGCGGUCAUCUAGACAACCUUCAUUGAAAAAAAAUAUUUCAGAGGAUUGUGUUAUUGUGGUUGAGAAUUCACCAGAUAAAAAUGCCAGCAGCAAACAGAUAACUGGAAAGAAAACUUUGAGGAGUUUAAAUGAUGUGCUUGGAAAGAGAGCUAAAGAAACAAAGUCUGUUGCGUCAGCUGGGCAAAUGAAAGCUUCUGAGAAGAGAUUGAAAAAACCUUCUCACAUUACAAUUAUAGAUGAUAGUAGCUUAGAAGCAUCUGAAAAUUCUCAGGAUGAUGAACAGUUCAAAUCAAAACGUGAAUUUCUUAUGAGUGGUUUACCAGAUUCGCUAAAGCGACACAUAGCAAAAUCUGCAGCUAUUAUUGAAGCGUAUUCUCUGUUAAGUUCAUCUUUCCAGAAUGUGGUGCAUGUGCAACAGAAGGAUGAUUGCUUGAUGUGGAAUUUGGUAAUACCCUCUUGUCCUCUGAUCACUGGAAUGGAUUGGAGUACUACAUUAUCUGUUUUUCCCAAGCUCACCCUUUCACUUGGUGAGUUUACUGAUGUGACCACCAAACAACCCUCCAUCCGACUUCAUGAAAACUUAUUGAACAGGAGAAGGGAAGAAUUUUCUGAAUCUGUUCAAGAAUGUCUUUUAGAAGAAAUUAGCUCGGCUAAUCCACAGUUUCCAGUAAAAAAGUUUUUCAAGCAGUUCCUCAAAAGGCAGAGAGAUCAACUUACGCUUCAAGAAACAACCAAAGAAGAUGACACGUUAGUAGACAAAUCUAUAAAUAUAGUAAAUAACAAUGAAAAACAGAGUCAAGGAGAACUGUUUGCUUUUGCUGACUGUGAAGAUGGGACUAAGAGGAAAAAAAAAGAUUCCCCCGCUAUUAAAUUAAAAAGAAAAAAAUCUGCCAACAUCCCUGGUGACGGUGAUACUGUGUCCUGCAUUUCUGAGGCUAAUCAAACACGAAAGAUGACCAGGGGACAGCUUUCUAGAGCUUCUCGAAAAAAACAGGAGAAAGAAGUUCUACAGGUUGCUGAUGUAAAUUAUGGAAGGGAGAAGUCUCUGGUUUCUGCUGAUGUUUAUGUUGAAGAUGUUCUGUGGACAGAAAAGUACCAGCCCCAGAAUUCUAAUGAAAUGAUUGGAAAUACAACUGCAAUUAAAAAAUUACACAGUUGGUUGAAAGAAUGGAAGGUCAGAGCGGAAAAGGAAGAGAAAAGGAAUCAAAUGCAAAAGACAGAGAAAGACAAAGAGUCUGGGGACCAUGGUGACUUUCUUGAUGACAGCUCUGAUAGUGAGGAAGAGUCCUUAUGCAACACAGUUCUCAUCACUGGCCCUUCUGGAGUGGGAAAGACUGCAGCUGUUUAUGCCUGCGCCCUUGAACUAGGUUUUAAGGUAUUUGAAGUUAAUGCCUCCUGUCAACGUAGUGGAAGACAGAUUCUUGCUCAGCUUAAAGAAGCUACACAGUCUCACCAAGUGGAUCAGCAGGGUGUAAAUGCACACAAGCCUUGUUUCUUUAAUAGUUGUAGUGGAACAAAAUCUCCAAGGAAAUUAAGCUCUCCCAGAAAAGUGGUUGUUUCGUCACCAAGGAAACCUCCUGCAUCACCGAGAGGAAUGGUACAUAAGAAAGGAUUGGCCCCAAAAUCCCUUGCAAACUUUUUUCAAGGACCUUCAAAAAAUGAAGUGAAAACAAAGGUCCAAGAAAUUUCAAAGUCUGCUGCUAAAAUGAAAUCAGAUGUAGUUACAGAAAGUAAGAGGAAUAAGCUCCCAGUAGCGGAGAGAGGACAUGGAUCUGAGGAGUCACAUCGUAAAACUGCUACAUCUCUUAUACUUUUUGAAGAGGUAGAUGUUAUAUUUGAUGAUGAUUCUGGAUUUUUAGCAGCAAUUAAAACUUUUAUGACCACUACAAAAAGGCCUGUCAUUCUUACUACAAAUGGUCCAUGGGAGGGAGAGGACUUCUUACACCUUAAACUGCCUUACUAUCCAGCAGAAAAUGAGACUCCAUCUUUGCCUGUGGCUCAGGGCCACACAGAGAGAUUACUCUUGUGUCUUCAGGCGCACGGUUGGAAGGUCAAUAUGAAAAAGAACUCUCUUGUCCUGGCUGUGAGGGUAAACCUUUUGAAUACAAUCAUAGACUCUGUCAGUAUGCACAUUUACGUCAAAGAUCAGCGCAGAGUGAAGCUCCAGAUGAUGGCAUGUCGCCUUCUUCAGUCCAAUGCUCAUCCUUCGUGUAAAAUCUCUCAGGCUGAAGACUGGAGUAAGAUUGUGCUGCUGCUUUCAGAGUUUCAAAGGAAGAAAGUAGAUUUUGUAUCAAGCAAUUUAGAAUUCCUUCUACCUUUAUCCAUACGAUUUUUAGAGCCAAAGAAAAGCACUUUACCAGAGAAUUUGGACUCCGUUUUAUUAACCACUCAAAUAGAAAAUACCCUUGAGGAAAGUCCUAUAAAAAUAUCUGCACAAAUGAAACGCAGGAAAAAAAUGCUUCUUUUGAAUGACAGUGAUUUAUUUGAAAGCGACUGUAAUUCUGCAGAGGAGUUCCUGAGUUUGCCAUGUACAAAUACAACCCAAAGAUUGCAUGAAGAAAACAAAAUACACAAAAAAACACCACUCUCAUUGAAAAAGAGAAAACUUACGUCUGCAGAACAGAAGUCUUCUAAUCAAGUUUUUCAGUCACUCAACACAAUUGCAGAGUUUGUGGAUAAUAUGUCUUAUUUAGAUUGUUGUACAUACACUGACAACUGGGACAAAGAUCAUUUUUACAGAUAUGAAAAUUACAACUGGACAGAAAGUAAAAUAAAAAAUGGCCUUUGUGAUGGGCGUCGAGUAGAAAGCAAUGACUGGUGGAGCGCACACAGUUGUUGUGAAGUGAAAGCGGGCAUAGAAGCUUUUGCUUUCAAAAAAUGUUCCAAUUUUUUAAAAGCUAUAAACACUACUUUGGACUUGUGCAAAGAUUCUGAACCAACUGAGGAGCUUACAAUACAAGUUUCUAAACACAGAGAUGAGCUAUUAUUUGAGCAGUCCUCCCCUUUUUCAAUUACUGCAGAGAAGCGGCUCUCUCUAGUUAGAACAGUAUUAUCAAACCGGUCCUUUAUCAAUUUGGGAAACAGACCGGCAAAUGUCACUGAAUAUCUACCUGCCCUACGUGCUAUUUGUAAGUUAGAGAAGUUGAAAGAACAAGGAAAGACAAAGCGAAGAUUUCUUCAUUACUUUGAAGGAAUUCAUCUAGAGUUACCAAAAGCUACAAUGAAUAGCCUUGCUGAGGAUUUUCCUUAAAAAAAAAAAAAUGAUGCAGCAAAUGGAGCUGAAAAUGUGUUGUCUUCAAAUUGAUGAACGGCCCCUUUGCCAACUGUUGCUAAGUGCAUUGCCCGAUAAUAGGAGAACAUGUAUGGAGUUCCUUAAGCAGAACAAGUAUACAUUUCAGUAUAUUUCCAUUUCAUUACUGGUUUUAUAACAAGAACCUUUUCAUAAGUGACUUUGGUAAGAAAUUGUCCAUGUAUUAGUAUCUAUAUUGUUAAUAUAAGGAAUUCACAACACAGUGUUUAAUAAAAUAAGUUUACACUUAUUCUGGAAAAUCUUUAUAUAUUUUUGAUAGUUUUAGAACUUUCAGAGGUUUAAAAGGAAAGUAUGGGCAAAUAUAUGCUGAAGCUGUUUAGUCUCAUUAUACUUCCAAUAAAAUUACUAUGUAUGGUGGCUUAAAUUAUUAUGAGGUGCAUUUAGUUUAAAGGGACUGAAAUCACCUGUGAAAAGGCAAUCAUUCCAGUGGCAAUUUAUGGCAUGUUUAUUCUGUAUACAAUGCUUAGGCCAUAUAGCCACAUUAUAGACCAUAAUGUCCCUUUUAAAGGAAUGGGAAAAUUUACGAGACCACUUACAAAUACAGUGGCAAUAAUAAACCUUGUAUCAAAUGGUAUUCAAGCACUGUGCUUUGUAUUAGAAAAAAAAGAAACCCAAAAACUUUUACUUUUGAACUCCCAAAUCUGUCCUCUAAAAUAUUUUGUCUCUUGACAGAUAUAUUGAUACAGCUGAUAUUGUUUUUAAGAAUUUGUAAUUACAAAAUUAUUUAAUUUAUAAAUGGUUUUAAAUCAUGUCAGUGUCUGUUUAAUUACACCCCUUUUUCCUUAGGUGAGGUGCUUAUUCUGGGAAAACACCAGAGGAGUGUGUACCUGAUGUCAUAUUAAGUAUAAUUUAUCUAUUAGUGGCUACUAGACAUGUGCAUGUAGGUUUUUCGCUUUGAAACAAGUGCCAAAUAUGGCCGCCGCCAGCAGCAUUCAGCUCUUUUCAGAGCCAGAUUUCCAAACACAAAGCUCUGUGCAGAAACCAACCUGCUCCAAAAAGAGCCAAAUGCUGCUGGGGGUGGCCAUAGUCGACAUUCAUUUUAAAACAAAACACCUGAAUGCACGUAUGUAGUAGCUACCAAACUUAAGGUUCUAGAAAUUUUUUAAUGGCUUAUAACUUAUAUGCUAUUUUGUCAACAUCCGUAUACCAUUCUAAAAUGUCUUAGAAUGCACAUUGUAGUUUAAAGCAUGCCUAUCAUGUGUCUUAAAUGAAUGAACUAACACACUUUAAAUGUAUGAGUCCAUUCAUUUUUGUUCAUACAAUGCUUUUGUCUUAGUCCUACUAAUGGGCUAUACUAGCUGUUGACAUUGUUAAUAACCCUUCUAUUACAAAAAGUUAAACAUCCUAACAUCACCCAGGAACAAUGGAUGUCUGUGCAUAAAAACAUAGCAACAUACUAACUUACAUAAUCUUAUGAUUCUUAAAUUACAGAUUCCUACCUCACACAUGAAAACAAAAUGUUGGUAUAAUUUGGCAAAUGGUACUAAUGCAAAUAUGCUAAAAAAAAAAAAAAUAGUAUCAUUGAUAUACCUCUUCAUUUAGGGUCACUGCAUUUUGUGAACAGUUUGAGCCAAUGUAUCAUUGUUUUCUUCACAAAAACAUGGGUGGUUAAUUGACUGUAAUUUAGCAAAUUAAAUGCAGUAGACACUGUGUAGAAUUGUACAGUUUAAAUCAAUUUGUACAGCUUUGUAAACAAUACUAUUUCUAUUAAUUAAAUUUGGCUUUUUUUCUGAAAAUAUUGUAUAUAUAUAUUUUUUUUUUAACUUUAAUGUAUCAUACACUUGCAUCUUUAUGUUUGUGAACUAUGAUAUUCUGUAAUUAAGAGUUGUUGUUUUUUUUUUUUUUUUAAAUAAAAAGCUCUUCCUAAUUAAACUCAAA